GCUUACAAGACUAAUGUUACCACUAGAAAUAGCGUCUGGCGUCGUAUUAGCCGCACGCACAAAUACACUAGCAGCUUCAGAAAAAGAAACUAUUGGAAAUGUGAUAACGUACCACCAUGUUGUACUAAGCUUUUGCCGGCAGCAGGAACGGGAGGUGCAUUGAAGCAGAACCAGUAGCGAGCGAUACCGGUGGUUGUAGGGUAGAGUACGAAAGAGAUAGACACGCCGAAGGUUGGACAGAAGCGUGACGAUAGAAGGAGGAUACGGUAGCAGGACGAUCGAGACUCGUCGAGGCUUUUUCUGUCCGGUCAGGUACGCCGCAGAGUUCAAUUCCAUUUGGACGUUUGGCCGUGCUGGUGGUUCUUCAAAAGUGUGGUACUAUUUGCCACAACGAGUCACGUGUAGGGUUGGGUGUAUGUUCUAUUUAUUUUCUGCAUCUCAGUCAAGCAAAAAGCUUUUGUAUCGUGUGUCGUUGAUCGUGCAUUGUAAGAAAAGUGUUAACAUUUGUUUAAGUGAAGCUUAAUUGUGAAAAAUUUAACGUUACAAUCGCAUAAUGGCAACUGCUAGUGGCAAGUACAAGCGUACAAACACCAAUGGUAUGCAGCAUCAGCCACUGGACGUGGCCAUCGUUGGCGGUGGUUUGGUUGGCUCACUUUUAGCAUUGCAUCUGGGUAAGAAAGGCCACGAAGUGAAUCUGUACGAAUACCGUGAAGAUAUACGCACCGCAGAGUUGGUAAUCGGACGAAGUAUCAAUCUAGCCCUGUCGGCCCGUGGUCGACGGGCGCUGGCCGAAGUCGGGCUAGAGGAAGCCCUACUUAAUCAUGGUAUCCCAAUGUCCGGACGAAUGUUACAUGACAUUCACGGUAACCGGAAGAUCGUACCGUACGAUGCAAACACAAACCAGUGCAUCUAUUCCGUCGGCCGAAAGCAUUUGAAUGAAGUAUUGUUAAACGCGGCGGAGAAAUACCCGAACAUUCACCUGCAUUUUAACCACAAACUGGUCAGCGCCAAUUUGGACGAGGGCAAUCUGUCUAUGGUUGAUCCGCAAACGAAGGAGGUCAAGAGCGCUAAGGCGGAUCUGAUCGUUGGAUGCGACGGUGCAUACAGUGCCGUUCGGAAGGAAAUCGUCAAACGACCACGCUAUGACUUCAGCCAGACAUACAUCGAGCACGGCUACCUGGAACUUUGCAUCCCUCCAAAGGCCGAUGGAGAGUUCGCCAUGCCGCACAACUAUUUGCACAUCUGGCCCCGAGGGCAGUUCAUGAUGAUUGCGCUACCCAACCAGGACCGCACCUGGACCGUGACGCUGUUCAUGCCGUUCACGCAGUUCCACAGUAUUACUGAUCAUGAGCGACUACUUGAGUUCUUCGGCCAGUACUUUCCCGAUGCGAUCGCGCUGAUCGGACGCGAGCGGUUGAUAAAGGAUUUCUUCAAAACGAAACCGCAAUCGCUCGUGAUGAUCAAGUGCCGGCCGUAUCAUGUCGGUUCGAAAGCUCUCAUCAUUGGUGACGCUGCACAUGCGAUGGUACCGUUCUACGGCCAAGGUAUGAACGCGGGCUUUGAAGAUUGCAGCGUGUUGACGGAGCUGUUCAACAAGUACGGUUCUGAUCUGACGCAUAUCUUGCCGGAGUUCAGUGAGAAGCGCUGGGAGGAUGCCCAUGCCAUCUGUGACUUAGCAAUGUACAAUUACAUUGAGAUGCGUGAUUUGGUUACUAAACGAUCGUACCUUUUCCGCAAGAAGCUGGAUGAGUUGCUGUUCUGGUUGAUGCCUAAUACCUGGGUUCCCUUGUAUAACUCCGUAUCCUUCUCUCACAUGCGAUACAGCAAGUGCAUUGCUAAUCGUGCCUGGCAGGACAAGAUUCUCACACGCGUAUUGUAUGGCGCUUCAUUUGCUUCGAUCGCAGCUAUCGGAGGUCUGUGCUACCGACACGUGACCAUGGGUCAUCUCGAACAGCUCUCGACGGCGGUCUUAUCCACGUUCCAGCUACUGAAACCGAAAGCAAGCGUUUAAUAAAUGCAUAAUAUUUACAAUACACAA
Molecule: messenger RNA, 2038 nt
Organism: Anopheles funestus (African malaria mosquito)
Lineage: Eukaryota; Metazoa; Arthropoda; Insecta; Diptera; Culicidae
Gene: cn
Product: kynurenine 3-monooxygenase
Exons: 7
Coding region: 554-2011 (485 amino acids)
Biological process (GO): L-tryptophan catabolic process; NAD+ metabolic process; quinolinate biosynthetic process
Cellular component (GO): mitochondrial outer membrane
Molecular function (GO): kynurenine 3-monooxygenase activity; FAD binding; NAD(P)H oxidase H2O2-forming activity
Source: RefSeq, a predicted model, not a curated record